UUAGGGGGUGAAAAAUUAGAAUUUCAUUCAAACAACAGAUUCUAUUGUAGUCCAGGAGCAGUAAUUUUUAAACAAUAAAAAACAACGACAAAUAUUAAUAUUAUAAAAUGUUUUGUUGUCUUAGAACAUGUUUAAAUGGCAAUAUACAUAAAACCAAUCGCACUCAUCAACCCAGCAAUCGAAUCAAAGAGCCCGAAAUACAUCUUGACGCAGGAACUGCUGGCUCGGAAGUGAUUUUGCUGUCCAACUAUAUGCGCAUAACUGGCACUGGAGGAGCUUUAGCCACAGCACCAUUAGUCCAAUCAAAGUCUUAUUUUGAAGUGAAAAUACAACAAAAGGGCAUAUGGUCUGUAGGUUUGGCUACACGCCAAGCAGAUUUAGAUAAGAAAUAUGGUGGCUUAGAUAAGGAAAGUUGGUGCCUGUGUUCGGACAAUGUAACGCGUCACAACUCGGAAGAGUAUGGUCCUGUUGUGACAACAAUAAAUGAACCUAAAUCUAGCAAUGGCGAUGUUAUUUUAAAUGACUCCGCCAUACCAGGUCUAAUUGGUAUCGAAGAUAUGGAUGAGGAUUUACUCUUAACCACGGGUCGCAGUGAUGGCGGUGUUAGUGCGACAAAAACAGCUCAGGAAACGAAAGGUGAAGCGACUGAUAGAACAACAGCAAUCACCAUGCAGCAUAGCUUCCCCGAUGAGGGAGAUGUCAUUGGUGUUUCAUUCGAUCACAUUGAACUGAAUUUCUAUUUUAAUGGAAAAAAUUUAGAUGUACCAUUCCGCAAUGUUAAGGCCAGUACUGUGUAUCCGGUUAUAUAUGUUGGCAAUGGCGCAAUUUUGGAUAUAAUCUUGGAUAAAUUUCAUCACCCACCACCCAAUGGCUUUGAAAAUAUUAUGCUCGAACAAUCUCUGUUGUAAAAAUCCUGCAACCCACUGUUUCUGGGAAAACCCUGUUAAGCGAAAAAAAAAAACAAAAAUGUGAAUACAAUAAAGGCAAUCAAGAGGAGAAGAAGGGAAGAAACAAACAUUCCUUAUGUACUGUUAACCAUAAAUUAUUCUAGUCUUUACAUUUCUUUUUCCAUACCUACGAUUUCAAACUGUUUUUUGGUUUAUGUUGAGUUAUUUUUUUGAAGUAUGAAAAAAUUUCUUAAAAUUAUGAAGAAAAACGAAAAAAUUUUACGUGAUUUUUACUCAUUAUUCCAUUUGUAUUAAUUGUGCUCGAAAAUUUUCUAGCCUCUUAGUUUACUUAAUUCCUUUAUUCUUAAGUUUUAUUGUUAAUUUACUUAUAUGGUUUCUCUAUUUUUCCUAUAUACCUAUUUAUUAACCAAAAUAUCUUCUCUUGGCAUUUUUAUGAUCUUUUAUGUUCUUGGAGAAAGACAAGGCUUGUAAUUGUAUAUGUAUGUAUGUAUUAAAAAUAUAAUCCUUAUUCAUGCAACAAACUAUAAAAAUAAAUAAAAACUAAAAUUAUUUAAAGCGAA
Messenger RNA from Stomoxys calcitrans (stable fly), 1468 nucleotides. RefSeq names its product SPRY domain-containing protein 7. Gene Ontology annotation, molecular function: protein binding. Lineage: Eukaryota; Metazoa; Arthropoda; Insecta; Diptera; Muscidae. Bases 108 to 908 code for a protein of 266 amino acids. The transcript has 3 exons. The record is from RefSeq and is a predicted model, not a curated record.